Molecule: messenger RNA, 609 nt
Organism: Ixodes scapularis (black-legged tick)
Lineage: Eukaryota; Metazoa; Arthropoda; Arachnida; Ixodida; Ixodidae
Product: alkaline phosphatase, tissue-nonspecific isozyme-like
Exons: 3
Biological process (GO): dephosphorylation
Molecular function (GO): alkaline phosphatase activity
Source: RefSeq, a predicted model, not a curated record
AUGUGUCCAGUGCCCGAGGUGCCUGAGGACCUGGAGCCCAAGUACUGGGUCCAGCAUGGUCAGGACACACUGAAGCGACUGCUUGAGACCGACGUGGUGGAUGCUCCGGCCAAGAACGUCAUCGUCUUCGUGGGUGACGGCAUGGGCAUCUCCACGGUGACGGCGUCCCGGAUCUACGGGGGGCAGCUGAAGGGUCACCGAGGAGAAGAGUCCAGCCUCUCCUUCGAGCGCUUUCCCUUCACAGCGCUGGUCAAAACCUACGCAGUGGACAAGCAGGUGACGGACAGCGCUGCUUCAGCUACGGCGCUGUUCUGCGGCGCCAAGACCAAGUUCACCAUGCUGGGGGUGUCUGCCAUGGCCAACAUUUCGGAAUGUGACUCGCUGGCCGGCCACGAAAUGGAUUCCUUCAUCAAGAGGGCGCAGGACAAAGGAAUGUCGACGGGCCUGGUGACCACGACGCGCGUGACGCACGCGACGCCGGCGGCCCUGUACACACAUUCUGUGCACCGGGACUGGGAGAACGACGCCCGAGUGCCCAAGGAUGCCGUCCACAAGUGCAAGGACAUCGCCAGGCAGCUCAUCGAGGACGUGCCGGGCAAGAACCUCAAC